AUGGCGACAGUAGCUAGGCAUCUUCCGGCCCGUCGCAACCCUCUGAUGCUCGAGGAUGUGCCCUCCCACACAGAUCUUGCAAGCCGUCGCCGCUUGGGGCAGACUCAACUGACCCCUCGCAUGGUCACCGCUGUUCCGGGCGCUGAGGUUGAUCCGUCGUCUCUCCUGGCGUUCGACUACGCCCACCUCAGAGCCCCUUUGCCCAAGGGUAUCGUCUCGGGCAUCUUCAAGUCUUCUCCUCCCAGCUACUUCCUCAUGCGCCGCAGCCAGGAUGGUUACAUCUCGGCUACCGGCAUGUUCAAGGCCACUUUCCCAUAUGCGUCGACAGAAGAGGAGGAAGCGGAGCGCAAAUACAUCAAGUCUCUUGCCAGCACGAGCCCCGAGGAGACCGCCGGCAAUGUCUGGAUUCCCCCUGAGCAGGCUUUGAUCCUCGCCGAGGAGUACCAGAUCACCCCCUGGAUCCGAGCCCUUCUCGACCCCUCAGAUAUCGCCGUCACAACCACCGACAGCAGCGCGCCCAAGCAGAUUGCUCCUCCUCCCAAGUUCUUCGGAGCUCAGCCUCCUCUUGUUGCUCCCACACCGCCUACGACUCGCAGCACGCGCAGCCGUCCUAGCAGUCGCCGUUCCUGCAGCCCUGGCAAGGCUACAACCAGCAGCAAACGCGGCACCACCCCUCGCAACACCACGCGCAAGGUUACCGCUGAAGCUUCUGCCACCACGGUUACCACUACUGCCACCGCUACCGCUGUCCCUGCCACAGAGACUCCCGCCACCAGCUUCGCCGACUCCCAGGCACCUACGCUCAUCAAUGGCGAGAUUCCUACCUCUACCCCGAUCAACACAGUUCCAGUUACCAAGAUCCAAACUGCCGAAGCAGAGCUCAAGGUGGAGUCGGUCGAGAGGGAGCCUGUCGUUGUGCUGGAGCCUAUCGAGGAGGAGCCAAAGAUCAAGGUGCGCAUUGAUGAGGAUGUCAAGCUGGAUAAGGAUGGCGAGGAGGUCAAGCAUACCAAGGUUGAGCUUGAGGUGCCCUUAAUGGCGGGUGAACCCCCGUCUAAGGAGGAGGCGAGGAAGAUGAUCGAGGAGGCCAAGGCUAUGGUUGAGGCUGCCGUCAAGGCCGAUGCUGAGGCCGCGGCUGCCCUUAUUGAGGGCUCCAAGGCCGAUGUUGAGGAUGAACAGGCUGAAGGCGAGGCUGAGGCCGAGACCAAGGCUACCGAGGAAGAGAAGGCCGAUAGCAAGGGCAAGCGCAAGGCGGAGAAGAUUAGCGUCGAUGAGGAUGAGAAGGCUGCGGGUGAGGCUGAACAACCUCGGCGAGCCAAGAGGGUGAAGACCGAGGCAGAGUUGCGCAAGGAUAGAAUCCGGAAGCGCGCCUACCUCGGUCUCACCGCCACGUUUGCCGUAGGAGCUCUUGGUGCCCUUCUUCCCAUAAUCACACCGUAUGUGGCCAACGUACUAUAA
Neurospora tetraspora is the source of this 1455-nucleotide messenger RNA. RefSeq lists its product as uncharacterized. The transcript is spliced from 3 exons. The coding region runs from base 1 to 1455 and encodes 484 amino acids. Lineage: Eukaryota; Fungi; Ascomycota; Sordariomycetes; Sordariales; Sordariaceae. The record is from RefSeq and is a predicted model, not a curated record. Gene Ontology annotation, cellular component: nuclear membrane complex Bqt3-Bqt4. Gene Ontology annotation, molecular function: DNA binding. Gene Ontology annotation, biological process: meiotic attachment of telomere to nuclear envelope; mitotic telomere tethering at nuclear periphery.